Lepisosteus oculatus (spotted gar) is the source of this 4025-nucleotide messenger RNA. It is a transcript of the gene slc38a7, whose product is annotated as solute carrier family 38 member 7. Gene Ontology annotation, biological process: amino acid transmembrane transport. Gene Ontology annotation, molecular function: L-glutamine transmembrane transporter activity; L-asparagine transmembrane transporter activity. NCBI's taxonomy places the organism in Eukaryota, Metazoa, Chordata, Actinopteri, Semionotiformes, Lepisosteidae. The record is from RefSeq and is a predicted model, not a curated record.
UGACAAUCACAUGUCACUGCAGCUGGAUCAGCAGGAGGAAUCUGCCCCAGCAGCUACAAUAAGGCGAGCGAGAGGAGAUACCGGUUGGUUGGUGGGGAGCCCAGAAGACAGCAGGCCCUGCGGACCCUGAAACAGACUGUGCUGGGGGAGUGAUGCAGGGGGCAGCAGCCGACACCCCGAGAGGAUCCCCAGCGCCCGGUGGCCCGCAGUGAGCUCUUCCCGAGGGGCCACGUCUCUGACUCGCCCACCCUUCGCCGCCUCGCUCCUGCACCCACGUCGCAGACCGUUCUGGGCUCCGCGGUCACCCCAGGGGCGAACCUCCUCUGUGCGCGGGGAGCGGGAGGAGUGGAGGAGGAGGAGGAAGGGCGAGGCGCUGCGAUGUCCCGGCCGGUCAUGGCGAUCAACAGCGAGGGCGCGGACUGGGGCUGGAGCGAAGACGCCGGGGAGAGGGCCAGGCUGCUGCAGAGUCCCAGCAUGGAGGCGGGGUCCCCGGCCCGCGAGCGGCAGGGGGGCACCUCCGCGGUGGGCGCCGUGUUCAUCGUGGUCAACGCCGCCCUGGGUGCCGGCCUCCUCAACUUCCCGGCUGCUUUCAACACUGCCGGCGGAGUCACGUCCGGCAUCGUGCUGCAGAUGUGCAUGCUGCUGUUCAUCAUCAGCGGGCUGGUGAUCCUGGCCUACUGCUCCCAGGUCAGCAACGAGACCACCUACCAGGAGGUGGUCCGGGCGGUGUGUGGGCGUGUGCCAGGGGUGAUAUGCGAGGUGGCCAUCGCCGUCUACACCUUCGGCACCUGCAUCGCCUUCCUCAUCAUCAUCGGGGACCAGCUGGACAAGUUGGUUGGAGCGAUAUCCCAUGAGUCGGCGGGAGCGGUCAGCAGUGGCCCCUGGUACACUGACCGCAAGUUCACCAUCGUCCUGACCUCCGUGCUGGUGAUUCUGCCCCUCUCCAUCCCCAAGGAGAUCGGCUUCCAGAAGUAUGCCAGCGCACUGAGUGUCAUCGGUACCUGGUAUGUCACCAUUGUGGUCAUCGUGAGGUAUAUCUGGCCUGACAGUGAUGUCUCUCCAGGCUAUAUCCCCACAAGUCCUUCCUCGUGGACGGCAGUUUUCAAUGCGAUGCCAACUAUAUGUUUUGGAUUCCAGUGCCACGUGAGCAGCGUGCCCGUGUUCAACAGCAUGAGGAAGCCGGAGAUAAAGCCCUGGGGUGCAGUGGUGACCGUCGGCAUGAUUAUCUGUCUCUUCGUCUACACGGGCACAGGCGUGUGUGGGUUCCUGUCAUUCGGCUCCAGCGUGAGCCAGGAUGUGCUGAUGUCGUACCCCUCGGACGACAUCGCCGUGGCCAUCGCCCGGGCCUUCAUCAUCCUCUGCGUUGUCACCUCCUAUCCCAUCCUGCACUUCUGCGGCAGGGCGGUGCUGGAGGGGCUGUGGCUGCGGUUCCGGGGCGAGCCAGUGGAGGUGGACGUGACCCGGGAGCAGCGGCGCCGGCUGCUGCAGACGGUGGCGUGGUUCGGGCUGACGCUGGUGCUGGCGCUCUUCAUCCCCGACAUCGGCCGCGUCAUCUCCAUCAUCGGGGGGCUCGCCGCCUGCUUCAUCUUCGUCUUCCCAGGGCUGUGUCUAAUUCAGGCCAAGCUGUCAGAGAUCCAGGAAGUCAAACCCUCAAGCUGGUGGGCUCUUGUGUCCUAUGGUGUCUUCAUGGUCACCCUGGGGGCUUUCAUCUUUGGCCAGACCACCACCAAUGCCAUCUACCACGACUUCGUCCAGCACAAAAGCCAGUAGACCUUCAGCCUGCAGCAGGAGGAAAGGCAGCUCUGCAGCGCCCCCCUGUGGUGCAAGAGGAUGACCAGCUGCAAGCAAACCAAACUGACAUCAUCACACCUUAUCCACAGGGCUGCACCAGGGAGUCUACCUCUGUACAGGACUCUCCCUAAGAGUGCAUGUAAACUAGACUGUAGGUGAUGCUCACCUGUGUGCAGCCUGGCAUUUCUUCACACAAGGGCUUCGGAGAAUGUGUCUGUUCUGCGCAGCUCAUUUGUAGAAAUGUAAAAAUAACCUGCAAGUCAAGGGAGGUCCGUAUAGGUACCACGGAGGCAGCAAUUAUUAGCUGUUGGAAAACCAUUAGGAGAACUGAGAAUGUUUUCUCUUCUGCCCAAAGCAGUGCCAAACUGAAGGUGGAAGACACAAUGUGCUAAUUUGAUGAGACUGAAAUUUUUUAUACAGCAUUCAAAAGGGGGAAGACACAGCAAGCCCUAAAUCAUCUUUGCCUGACAAGACCAGGGCCUGUCCAGAUUAAAUUUCCUUAUGUGCAGUUGGUUUGAACACAGUGAUUAGCUGUUCGUAUGAUUAAGUCAAAUCAUUCUGCUGUUGAUACGUCUAAUGAAUUUGUGAUAAUCAUAGGGUUGCAGAAGAAUGCAUGUUUCUCUAUCACAUUCUAUCCAUUCCGGGAGUUUUAAAAAAAGAGAGAUCUUUUUCUAUUAAAUGCCCAACCUUUUUAUUGUUCUUAAAGUAAUGGUAAUAGGUGUUAAGUGCUCUGAUUCUGUACUAUGCAUUUUCCCUGCCUAUGAUGGAUUGCAGACAAGGUGAGAACCGCAAAGGUCAGAGGUCGCACCAUUGCAUGCUGGUGAUUCUAAAUGUUCCAUUGUGGAAGAGGUUCUCUGGCAAUGUGGGGGCCAGACAGAGACCGUCACAAAGGAGUGAUAAGGGUGGCAGACUUUGAAUUCUGUGUGUGUGUGUGUGUAAAGAAUGAUUUUCAAAACACUUGUGACAUGUAAGGAAAUUCGACAGAAUUCUACAUUUUAAUCAAAUCCUUUCAGAAUCAGAUGCUUUUUAAAAAAUAAUUAGGAUACAGUUCAUGUAAGUGUCUACUUCAUUACAGUGUUCUGACUAUGUUUCCUGAGAUGUAUACCAAGCAUCAGACAGGAAGGCUGUGUGUUUUUAUUCCAGUUCCUUUUAUUCUUUCAACACACUAGAUUAAAUGUUUUUAAAAUACCUCCAUUAUGUAUUUAACACACUAUAUUGGCAACAAUGGACUUGUCACCUGCAUUUGAGAUUAUUAUGGUCUCCAUGGCAUAGUGUUAAAAUGAACUGAUACUGAAUAAGAUGUAGCAAUAUUAGUUUUGGAUACCCGUUUAAAGCAAUUUUAUAAUGUGCAUUGUACAUUGUUUUUUUCUGUAUUGUUGGACACUAGACGGAGCUAGUUUUAUUUUGCACAAAAGAAACAACCAAAUGUACUGUACGAUGGAUUGACUUUGUAGAUAUUGAAGAAGGUUAUCUGUACUGAAAAUGUAUCUCAUACCCAUAUCUGACACAUGCCCGUUGGCAUUGCUUGCACGCUGCCUUCAAAGAGGUGGCUUCGCUUGCAAGGUGGAGGCCUGAUUGAGCUCUUUAAACUCGGAUGCUGGUUACAUUCAUGUUUAAAGAAUACACCUUCUCUGUUUCCAGAGGAAAAGGACAAAAAGUUUAUCCUUUUAUAGAAUCUGUAUGUUCGAACUGGAGGUACACACCUCUUGCAAAUAGAGUUUUUAAAGUCACGAGUUUUGACUUCAUUUCAAGUGAGCCUCAUCUUGCACUGUUACCCAUGCAAACACUCAGCUUGCCCAUUGCUUCCUGUAUACCUUAUGAAGGAGAGCAAACCCCAUGCAGGGAGAUGACUUUAUUCAGAGCUGAGUAAUAUGCAGGAUGUUAUUUACAGUUUAUUUUUUUCUAGGAGCACAUUAAUUUUCCUCCCUCCUGUAAAGGCAUUACUCAAAUUCCAAAGUUGUUUAAUUGAAAUCCAUUGGAAGUGUACUGUUUUACAGAUUGUUUUGAUAUGUUUUUAAUUUUUCCAUUUUUUACCUUUUAGAUUUUCACACAAUAAAGGGAAUCAUGCUGCUAAGGGAUUGUCUGCACUAGCCUGUCGCAGUGUGUUGAUUGCAGAAUUACUGUGGCUGUCCUUAUGUUCCGUGUUCUGACUGGGUGGAUUUUUAAAGUCAUAGAGAAGUGGUGAAAUAUCUUCUUGCUGUAUAUAUUAAAAAAUUGUGUUCAUUACUCAUAAA